UGUUUGUUUGUUUGUUUUUCUGCGAUAUGUGAUGGCAGCGCGACACGAAUAAAACACUUGAAUUUUUUUUUUUUUUAAAACAACGUAAUUUUUUUACCACGACAACCACACCAACAAGGACUGUCGUCAUUAGCCACCACCGUAGUGACGUUCGGGCCGAGGAGGGUCCGGCUGCGGCUGUGGAGCUCCUCCAGACCGGAAGCAAGUGACCUCUCCGCUCCACAAUAAGGAAGCAGCUGGGUGUUGCUGCGCGGGGUUACUAUGACAACCACGCCGACAAGGUUUGUUGUCAUUAGCAACCACUGUCGUCGCGUUCGGACCGUCGGACCGGAAAGCCCUUUUCGUGUUAGCUGUUAUGUUUGCUAGCACUUGUUGAGACGCGUUAUUAUCCAGCAGCCGUUUUUUGCAAGUGCGUCCCGCCACAGGCUGCUAAAUACUGAUCCACCUGACCUCUCCUGAAUUUCGGAGUUGGUCUUCCAUUUAUUUAUUGUAGAAUUUGUGUCCGGUGUUGGAAUGUUCAUCUCCAGCGUUUAUUGACAAGUCCAUUUCCUCUUCGAUUGGCUGCUUUGAUCUCACACGGCGACGUCCGACACGACAGGAGACGACACGACACCUCGGCAAUAACCUUCACGACAUUGACCCACAUUUCCUCAGUUAAAACACAGAGAAUCUCAGACUGAAUGGUGUUUCAUUGUCACGAGAUGUAACUUCCCCAGCCCCCACCUUCGAUAUCUGAGGAAUUUCCUAGGCUACAAAAGCGUUAAUUAGGAGAAACAAUGGACUCCAACUUGUUGGGCUAUUCCCUGGAACUCGUGGCCGGAAGCGGGUGCACCCUGAACGUGGAGAAAAGAACGGCGCUGGAGACCUCCCUGGUGAUUCUGAAGAAAAACUACAAAUUCCAGCGAGUCUUGUUCUGGGGCAAAAUAUUGGGAUUGAAGGAGGAUUACUUCGUCGCCCAGGGGCGAGGAGAGGACGAGAUGGAGGACAAGAAGAACCUGUACAGCUUCAACUGCAUCGACUGGUUCCUGCUGCCCCCCGCCACAGACGCCUUGAUCGACCUGGUGUCCAGGGUCACCAAGGGUCGCUUCAUAGGGGACCCCUCCCAUGUGUACGAGCAGCUUGAGAUCCACAGGCAAGGGGAGGGAGAGGGGGCUGUGGAGGAGGAGGUUGUGACCACAGUGAACGAGGAGAACAGGCUGGCAGUGACCGUUCAUCUGAUCGAUGAGGACGUGUCUGUGGUACCGCGUGGCGCAUUCAUCAAGAAUCGACGCGGCCUUGUCCAGAUGAACCGCAGCUUUGGCGGUCUGUCUCACUCUGAAGUAGCGAAGCUUGACAGUUUCCUUCACUUCAGCAAACCAAAGAAUCUGAAGAAGAAAAGCAUCCUGGAGAUGGGUGAAUUGAACCCAGCCCUCGACUUCCUGGACGUACUGAGUGAUGACAUUCCUAAAGGAUCAUGGAGUCUCCAGUUCGAAUGUGGCAGCAAAGUGUGUGUGCUGCGCAGCCUGUUGUGGCUUGGCCUGACCUUCUACCAUGUGCCAAUGACGCCACUGCACGGAUACGUCUACAUCGGCGAUGGGAACAAGAAUUUGGACCUCCCCUUCAUGCUAUGAGGAUACAUACAAGACUUAUUUAAAAUGUCUCAUGUUUCUGUGCUUCUCCCCCCCCCAAAUUCUAUGAAACAUAUUGCAGGACUUUUAAUCUUCUCUUAAAACAAAUAAAUGGAAGGGGCACAGUCA
Scophthalmus maximus (turbot) is the source of this 1736-nucleotide messenger RNA. It is a transcript of the gene rsph9, whose product is annotated as radial spoke head component 9. Gene Ontology annotation, cellular component: axoneme; radial spoke. The transcript has 5 exons. The coding region runs from base 777 to 1610 and encodes 277 amino acids. NCBI's taxonomy places the organism in Eukaryota, Metazoa, Chordata, Actinopteri, Pleuronectiformes, Scophthalmidae. Gene Ontology annotation, biological process: cilium movement involved in cell motility; axoneme assembly; motile cilium assembly. The record is from RefSeq and is a predicted model, not a curated record.